Messenger RNA from Seriola aureovittata, 1191 nucleotides. RefSeq names its product neuralized E3 ubiquitin protein ligase 2 (gene neurl2). Gene Ontology annotation, biological process: intracellular signal transduction. Gene Ontology annotation, molecular function: ubiquitin protein ligase activity. Bases 181 to 1065 code for a protein of 294 amino acids. The record is from RefSeq and is a predicted model, not a curated record. NCBI's taxonomy places the organism in Eukaryota, Metazoa, Chordata, Actinopteri, Carangiformes, Carangidae. The transcript is spliced from 3 exons.
UCUACUAGAAGCUUUCCCUGAGUGGCCGACAGAUAGGCAGAGCCGGGGCUCUUGUCGUGUUUGUGUGAGUUGUUGUGUCUCUACAAUGACCACGUGUCGGCCGCUAAGUCAGAAACCACUGCGAGACCGUCCGAUUGGAAAGUGUUUUUAGUGACUGUUUAAACGCGUGGACAAAUAAAAAUGGAGGCCAUUCCUGACCAAUUUAUGGAAUUCCACCCUAUUCAUGGUACCAACGUCAGACUGGACCUCUCAGGAACCCAGGCCACCCGGGUGGAGAGCUUCGCCAAUGGGGUGUGCUUCAGCAAAAACCCUCUGCAGCCUGGAGAGAUUUUCCUCAUAGAGAUUGAGGAGAAGGAGCUGGGCUGGUGCGGCCACCUCCGUGUGGGCCUGACCGCCACGGAUCCCAUGAGCUUAGAGGUGGUACCUGAAUACUCCAUCCCAGACCUGACAGACCAGGGAGACAGCUGGGUCUUCGCCAUCACUCGCAACCACAACAAGGUCAUAGAGGAGGUCCAAGAGGCCGAAGAGGGAGGACUGGCUGGGGGUCGGAGGCUCGGCAGGGGGGAGGUUGAAGAUGCAGAUGGAGGUGAGGGAAAUGGAGGCGAAGGACGCAACAACAUGAAGACUUUCUUUACAGACUCUCACUUGUACAUUGAGAAUGUUCGGAUCCCCAGAGACAAGCUGGUCGGUCGGAGCCGGCCUGGACGCUUCAGCCACAUUUUGGACGACUUGUACAAGACGAACGCUCUACCUCCAACAGCCCGACGCAGCAGGAUAGGAGUAAUGUAUGUGCCUAAAGGCAGAAACCUGGCUGAUAUGCAUAUUGUCAUCAACGGUGAGGAUAUGGGAGCUUCUGCGAAGGGGAUCCCCACCAUCCAGCCUAUCUACGCAGUGGUGGACGUCUUUGCCGCUACUAAAUGUGUCCGCAUUGUCCAGGUGGAGUAUGGAUUCUCGUCCUUGCAGACGUUGUGUAGGAAGACCAUUCAGAAGCACAUCGUCCACAGGAUGGCCAUUGACUGGCUGGAGCUGCCAGAGGCACUCAAGCACUACUGCAAGUACGAAUGAAGGAUUAAGACCUAUGAUGGACAGAAAUAUCAUUUCUGGACUCACAGCUUCUACAGAGAAAAGCAUAUUUAUUUUUAACAUGAAAUUCCGUGUUUCAUUUACAGAAUAAAGCGUUUUGUUAAGGUG